AUGAUGACAGCACUUGUGUGCAUUGGCUUCCUCUCAACAACAUCGACCGUUCAGGCUGCUUCCUUCCUUUCCAUUUUCAAAUCUGAUUCUUGGAAGAGUAUUCAAGAAACCAAUCAAUUGCUUUCCAUGUGUCGUUAUUACAUUCCAUCGAUUUCAAGAAAUUUGGCAACUUGUACUUGGUACAAUAAGGAUUCAUGUUGCACAGUGGAUACCUCUCAAAAGAUUAAAGAUGGUUGGGAGAAGUCAUCGGGAAGAUAUUCCGGAACUUCGAAUGUGACCAUUCCGCAAUUUUUGGUCGAAGCUUUUGCUGGAGGUUGUUUGGAUGAGUUGCAUCAGUAUAUUUGCUACUUGUGCUCUCCAGGUCAAACAGUUUUCAUUGAAGAACACAUCCAAAUCAUGGGACAACGUUCCAUCCUUUAUUUGUGCGAAUCCUUCUGCAAUCGUCUCUAUCAAAAGUGUGCUCUUGUUCCAGUGACAGGAGGUCGUCCAGUUUCAUUAGCCUUCUCAAGUGGUGAAGAUUUUUGUACCCGUGGUUUGGAAGACCCUGCCAACCAAUUGCAAAUUAAGGUGAGAACUGGAAACUGCUUUAAUGGGGCAUCUGCAUUGGGAAUGAAUUGGUCUCAAAUGGUGCUUGUCAGCAUGAUGGUUAUCGUCUCAUUGCUUCCAUUAUUUAUUAAUAAUUGA
Naegleria fowleri is the source of this 684-nucleotide messenger RNA. RefSeq lists its product as uncharacterized. The coding region runs from base 1 to 684 and encodes 227 amino acids. The transcript is spliced from 2 exons. Lineage: Eukaryota; Heterolobosea; Eutetramitea; Acrasida; Naegleriidae. The record is from RefSeq and is a predicted model, not a curated record.